This is a messenger RNA of Microtus oregoni (creeping vole), 1266 nucleotides long. Its product is annotated as ribose-phosphate pyrophosphokinase 1. NCBI's taxonomy places the organism in Eukaryota, Metazoa, Chordata, Mammalia, Rodentia, Cricetidae. Gene Ontology annotation, cellular component: ribose phosphate diphosphokinase complex; cytoplasm. The record is from RefSeq and is a predicted model, not a curated record. The transcript is spliced from 7 exons. Gene Ontology annotation, molecular function: magnesium ion binding; ribose phosphate diphosphokinase activity; ATP binding. Bases 84 to 1040 code for a protein of 318 amino acids. Gene Ontology annotation, biological process: ribonucleoside monophosphate biosynthetic process; purine nucleotide biosynthetic process; 5-phosphoribose 1-diphosphate biosynthetic process.
UUAAGGCUACCGGCUGACUAAGCGUCCAGUCUCCGCAGCGGCAGCAACCACUGAGCAAGAGCGCGUCCGUGUAGUUGCCCAAUAUGCCGAAUAUCAAAAUCUUCAGCGGGAGCUCCCACCAGGACUUAUCCCAGAAAAUUGCUGACCGCCUGGGCCUGGAGCUAGGCAAGGUGGUGACUAAGAAAUUCAGCAACCAGGAGACCUGUGUGGAAAUUGGAGAAAGUGUACGUGGAGAGGAUGUCUACAUUGUUCAGAGUGGGUGUGGUGAGAUAAAUGACAAUCUAAUGGAACUUUUAAUCAUGAUUAAUGCUUGCAAGAUUGCUUCAGCAAGCCGGGUUACUGCAGUCAUCCCAUGUUUCCCUUAUGCCCGCCAGGAUAAAAAGGAUAAGAGCCGGGCUCCCAUCUCAGCUAAGCUUGUUGCAAAUAUGCUAUCUGUCGCAGGAGCGGAUCAUAUUAUCACCAUGGAUCUACAUGCAUCUCAAAUUCAGGGCUUUUUUGAUAUCCCAGUGGACAAUUUAUAUGCAGAGCCAGCUGUCUUAAAGUGGAUAAGGGAGAAUAUAUCUGAGUGGAGAAACUGUACUAUUGUCUCACCUGAUGCUGGUGGAGCCAAGAGAGUGACCUCCAUUGCAGACCGAUUGAAUGUGGAUUUUGCCUUGAUUCACAAGGAACGGAAGAAGGCCAAUGAAGUGGACCGCAUGGUGCUAGUAGGAGAUGUGAAGGAUAGGGUGGCUAUCCUUGUGGAUGACAUGGCUGACACUUGUGGUACAAUCUGUCAUGCCGCUGACAAACUUCUCUCAGCUGGAGCUACCAGAGUUUAUGCUAUCCUGACUCAUGGAAUCUUUUCUGGCCCAGCCAUUUCCCGUAUCAACAACGCAUGCUUUGAAGCAGUAGUAGUCACCAAUACCAUACCUCAGGAGGAUAAGAUGAAACACUGCUCCAAAAUACAGGUGAUUGACAUCUCCAUGAUCCUUGCAGAAGCCAUCAGAAGAACCCACAAUGGUGAAUCUGUCUCCUACCUGUUCAGCCAUGUUCCUUUAUAACAGAAUAACUUCUGAAGCUUUUUGAAAAUAAACCAACCCCAUCCCUCACAUUUCUUGGUAUUUGAGUUCAGCGGAAGACCCAGCUUGCUCCAGUGUAGAUGUUUACAUCCCAUAUUAGCUACAUUAGAAUUUAGCCUAAAUUGGAAAAAGACAGAUUGUGGUUAACUGCUAGGAUGUCCUACUUGUGUUGUUUCAUCCUGACUUGCUUGUUUAUUUUGUGAUCCUU